Spea bombifrons (plains spadefoot toad) is the source of this 969-nucleotide messenger RNA. Its product is annotated as olfactory receptor 1019-like. Gene Ontology annotation, cellular component: membrane. Gene Ontology annotation, molecular function: G protein-coupled receptor activity; olfactory receptor activity. Gene Ontology annotation, biological process: G protein-coupled receptor signaling pathway. The record is from RefSeq and is a predicted model, not a curated record. NCBI's taxonomy places the organism in Eukaryota, Metazoa, Chordata, Amphibia, Anura, Pelobatidae. The coding region runs from base 1 to 945 and encodes 314 amino acids. The transcript has a single exon.
AUGAAAUCAGAGCAUAAGCAGAAUGUGACAGAAUUUUCACUCCAAGGCUUGGUCGAUAUCCCUGAAUACCAAAUCCCAAUUUUUUUAUUAUUUCUGCUCAGCUAUGUUGCUGUUUUAUUGUCGAACAUAACAAUUAUUGUGGUUAUUUUGAGUGAUUCUCAACUUCACACUCCUAUGUACAUUUUAUUGAUUAAUCUUUCGCUAACCGACAUUGGUAACACCUCAGAUAUUCUUCCUAAGGUUUUAACUACCCUCCUAACUCAGAUUAAGACUGUUUCCUUAGUGGAAUGUGUAACUCAGAUGUAUUUUUUCCUUUCACUAACACUUACUGAAGUUCUCAUUCUUUCAGCCAUGGCUUAUGACCGGUAUGUGGCAAUCUGUCACCCUCUCCAUUAUUUUACCUUUAUGAGUUUAAGACACACUGUUGCCUUUGCGGUUGCUUCAUGGACCAUUGGUUUCUUGGAUCCCACAGGACAUGCUGUCCUUAUGUCCAGGCUGUCCUUCUGUAAAUCACAUAUUGUUGAUCACUUUUUUUGUGACGUUACACCAUUGCUGAAGAUCUCCUGCAGUGACACCUUCAAGUUACAAAUGUUAACCUAUGUAGAAGGGACAAUAAUCGACAUCCCUGCAUUCCUGCUCACUUUCUUUUCUUAUGUAUUUAUUGUUUCCUCUAUUUUGAAAAUACAAUCUUCAGAAGGUCGACAAAAGGCAUUUUCUACCUGCACCUCCCAUCUGACCUGUGUUACUCUCUUCUAUGUAACGUUAAUUUCUUUGUACAUGAGACCCACAUCAAGCCUUUCUCUAAAAAAUUACAAAUUUUUUUCUCUACUAUAUGUUGUCUUGAUCCCAAUGCUUAAUCCUGUUAUAUACACACUGAAAAACCACGACGUUAAAGAAGCUUUGAAGAAACUAAUGAAUAAAAAGGUGUUCUUAAGGCCACUUUAGUGCUUGUAAUACUCCUACAUCAAA